AUGCCUCAUAGAGACUUCUUGGCUAGCACAUUGCCUCGUAGUCUCAGCCUCCGGAGUUUAGAUAGAAGAAGAACUCUGCAGGCGUUGGAGUCUCUCUGUAGCGAGACAGACACGAUUUCAUACCGCGAUAGCCUCAGCCCUCUGGGCCAGGCCUGUCUCUGUGGGAGGUCCAUCGAAGAGUUCAAGGAUCACCGAAAAUGGUUACAUCUCUACCGUUGCUACUCGAGGCAUUACAAAUCCACCCACGGAUUUGCGCAAAUAUGCUUUGAAUGCGACUUAUGGUUUACCAAUGAAUCAGAAUGGGAGCAUCAUUGCCAGGAGCAUCUUGAUAAUCCAGGCGAUUUGCUCCGUUGCGAUCCUAUGAUCUUUCGGAACGCACCUAUAAAGCCAGGGCUAUGUCCGUUUUGCCUGGGUGCCAAGACAAAGAAACCGUCAAAGAGAAUGUCUCAAUUCGUCCUCUCACCGCCAAAGUGGCACUCCCAUAUUGAAGAUCAUUUGAAAGAACUCAAAUUUGAUUUCGACUGCAAGCAUCCAGCCUGCUCCACAACCUUUAGAAGCCUAGAGGAGCUUACCUACCAUCUCGUUGACACGCAUUGUUGGCACCCUAGGCGGCAAUCGCCCAAGAAACGAAAGUGGGCAGACAUUAAAUUUUGA
Molecule: messenger RNA, 654 nt
Organism: Penicillium egyptiacum
Lineage: Eukaryota; Fungi; Ascomycota; Eurotiomycetes; Eurotiales; Aspergillaceae
Source: the annotation of a GenBank genome assembly